Ilyonectria robusta is the source of this 2916-nucleotide messenger RNA. RefSeq lists its product as uncharacterized. The record is from RefSeq and is a predicted model, not a curated record. The transcript has 2 exons. The coding region runs from base 1 to 2916 and encodes 971 amino acids. Lineage: Eukaryota; Fungi; Ascomycota; Sordariomycetes; Hypocreales; Nectriaceae. Gene Ontology annotation, biological process: transmembrane transport; fungal-type cell wall biogenesis.
AUGGGUUCAACAAAGACGCCUUUUAGGGCAAUGCGCCUUUUCCUCUCCGCCAUUACCCUUCUUCCGACUGUCCUUGCGCGGGAAACGGUUUACAUCAAUGGAACCGGCAUCGAUGGCGUGUCUCGCGAGUUGGAUGUUAGUCGAUAUCCCGACCUGCACACUGGCGACUUCGCGGACUGCAUGAACGGCGAGAGCUUGUUUAAUGUCACCAAGUUCGACGCUGCAUACUACCGGGACAACCUCACUGUGCUGUUCCAUUUGAGUGGAACCACCAACAUUCGACAAGAAGCCCUCAUGAUGCACAUCUCCAUGGAUGUUUACGGCGAGGGUCGAUUCAACAGGACCUACAAUCCAUGCGAGGGCAACAUCACCAGCAUGUGCCCUGUAAAUGUGGACGUUCCCAUCCAAGCAUACGCCGUUCUCCCCAUCUCUGCUACUGACUCUGAAGGAUUCCCGUCGCUCGCGCUUGGCAUUCCCGACCUCGAAGGCUUCGCCCGCCUGCGCAUCUUUUCAAACUCGACGCAAACCGAAAUCGGCUGUUUCCAGGCGGUCUUGACCAACGGCCAGACAUUGUCCCAGCCAAAGGCCAUCGGGUCCAUCUUGGGCGGUUUCGUCUGCGCGGCAAUCCUUGCUUCGUUUGCGACAGCCAUUUACGGCUUGCAGAUUCCACACAUGAGGAUGCACUACGCCCACUCUUUCUCGCUCCUCGUCAUUUUCGAAACUUUUCAGUCCAUCUUCUUUCUGGGCGCCCUAUCCGUGGACUGGCCCAGCCUGCUCCCUGCUUGGUGGAGCAACUUCGCAUGGACCGCAGGCAUGAUUUCCACCGACAGCAUGCUCGAUGCCCUCGCCCCAUUUAGUGGCAUCUCCGGAAAUGGUAGCCAGGUUGGCGGUGCUGGAUCCGUGCCCAUUAACAACGGCGGUGGCCUCACCCAGCAGAUCUAUGGAAGAUCCAUUAAGCUUAGGUCGGCGCUGGGCCUUGACGAUUCACUCCACACAUUUGCGCGUCGAGCUGGAUACAAUGCGAGCAACCCUUACGACUACAAUUGGGCAGGGGAACCUCGCAACCCUGGUAUGCCGAUCCCUGGCGAUUUUAACGGGUUUGCAGGCACGUUGUCUGUGGCCAAUGUGCCCCUGAAAGACGCCUUCACCAUUGGCCUGAUUUGGCUGCUCGUCGCUCUUGGGGCUGUCAUGGUGUUUGUCGCGCUUGUCAAGUUUGUCCUGGAUGCGUUGGUUAAGCUAAAGCUGAUAAAGACGGACGGAUUCGACUACUUCCGCUCUCACUGGCUGGGAUACAUGGCUUCAGGGCUGCUCCGCACUCUCUUCAUCGCAUUCUUCGCCAUGACGACGCUGUCCACCUAUCAGUUUGCGCUUCGCGCCGCCGCGGGCCCGAGUGCCGUCGCCGCCAUCGUUUUCCUCGUAUUCCUGGGACUCGCGGGCAUCUCAGCAUAUGCUUGCUUCGUUAGGCUGCGCGAAGGAAAAUAUGAGGUUGCCCCCGAUACUCUUCGGUUGGAACAAGGCAAGCUUUUUAAGUCGAUGCCAUUUGUAGCAGCUACGCGCCAGAGUUCAGUUGGAGAAGAAGAGCAAGCAGUGAAGCCUCGUCUGUAUGGCAGCAUCCCCUUCUUCCAGAUCAAGUUCAUCGACAACGACCCCAAUAGGCCAAGUCCGAACGAGGAUCUGGGCUAUAUCAAGCGAUUCGGUUGGUUGUCGGGUCGAUACAGCCGAACGCGUUGGUGGUUCUUUGCGGCCUACCUUGGGUACCAAUUUGGACGAGCAUGCUUCAUCGGAGGAGGUUCCCAGAACCCGCUGGCUCAGGUCUUUGGGCUCUUCGUCUUUGAGGUGUUUUCUUUGGUCGCCAUCAUCAAGCUCAAGCCAUUUGAGGGCGCUCGCAACACCUCCAUGGCAGUCUGGCUUCUAUCUAUCUCCAAGAUCAUCACAACCGGCCUCUCAAUCGCUUUUCUGCCAUCUUUCAACAUCAGUCGCAUCGCCGCAACCAUCAUCGGCAUUAUCAUCCUUGUCGUUCAGGGUUUCCUCACGAUCGCGGUUCUGGUCCUCAUUGUUCUAGGCACGAUUUCUACAUGGAUGUCUCUGUCUCGCAACCGAGAGGAGUUCCCAGUAGGCCUUGACGGCCUCCGCAUCCGUUACUUUGAGCACAUGGAGGACAGGGCGGGAAUGCCCUCGUCGCAGCCGAAGCCGGUGCCACUACAAACACAUGGCUCAUUCAAGGUCAAGGAGGUGCGGCGUCACCCAACUCUUGAUGAUAUGGAAGCGUUCCCUAGCUUGGAAGGCUCCGAGGGGGAUGCGGUUACAUUCCCGAAGCUUGCAGUCAACCCGCGAAGCCGAGCCAAUAGUGCUGGCUCCAGAUACUCAGUGGCCAGCCUUCCUCGCACUGGUCGCGUCCAUCGAGCUUCAUGGAGCUCCAAGGACCUGGCAGAAUGGGAUGCCGAUAUGAACCGAGGCGACACUGCGCGGUUGAGCAGGGUGCGUAGUAGCUCCCUUCGCGUGCAAUCGAUGAACAUGCAGGGAAUGCGACCGAUGACACCGACAAGGGAGUCGGCUGAAUUCUCCCGGAGGAGCACCAACCCGUCGAGGCCAGAAGAGGAUGGGACAAUUGCGGAAGACAAGAUCCAAGAGGCGCGCGAAACCCCCAGAAGAAGGAGGACUGUCAGCUUCGCAGACCAUCGUCAGACGACGUGGUCUGACUCCAAUACAAGCGAGGACAGCACCAAGGUUGGAGAGUCUAGCUCUGACCAGACGGACGACAGUAAACCUAAAGCCGAGGAAACUGUUCAGGGGAGGGUAUCGCCCAAACUGAACUCGGAAGAGACUAUCCAUGAAAAAGACGAAGAACACGAAACGAAGGCCGACAACUCAACUCAAGAGAAGACCGAAGAGUCAACGACCAAGCCUGAGCAAUAG